CGACUUAUAAAGUGAGGACACCCUCUGAGCAAGCAAUUACGACAGUCGUGUGUCACUCCAAUCCCAGCCCUCAAAUCUCCUACAAUUGGUUUUCCAAGCAAUGGAUCCAACUCCAAAGCCGUUGUCGAAGGGUCCUUCACCCAUUGUUCUGCGUGGUUCCUGUCUAUGCGGCAUGAUCCACCUAGAAAGCAAGAUGCUGCCCGAAUCCAUCACCAUCUGCCAUUGCCUAGAAUGCCGCAAAGCUUCCUCCAACCCAUUUUUGACGUUCGGACUAUUCCACAAUGACUUCAUCCAAUGGUAUAUGGCUCAGCCCCACGGCAGCAGAAAGGACUUGCACGGUGACCUAUCAAAAGGCAUCAAGCUGACCUACUACUCUGAUAUCGCGACACGCGGCUGGUGUCCUCGCUGCGGCACACCACUUUUCAUGAAAUACCACUGCCGACCAGACGGGACGAGUAUCACGAUGGGUCUGGUUGACGACGAGCAUAUCGUUGGCUCGAUGCCGCCGGUUAAGGAGCACAUCUUCCUUGGAGAUAAAGCGGUCUGGUGGAACGUACCUUUGGAUGAUGGAACUGCUCGGUACCAAGGCUUCAACGAGCCUUUUACACGUCGACUUUUGGAGUGGUCAGCCAAGGGCCGUCCACAGAGAUUAGAUAUGCCCCCUGCCCCCUCCAAGUUCAAACUUUAAGUUCGGUUGGUCCAUUAGCGUGGGAAUUAUGCAAUUAGUUGGAGAGUGUUGGAUAUGUUGUUAGCGGGCGAUUGGUUGGGUGUGCUUUCUUCAUUUCUCUGGGAUUGAAUUUUAGGCAUCGUCGUAUACCUAGGUGUUAAGAUAUGGCA
This is a messenger RNA of Mollisia scopiformis, 837 nucleotides long. RefSeq lists its product as uncharacterized. The transcript has a single exon. Lineage: Eukaryota; Fungi; Ascomycota; Leotiomycetes; Helotiales; Mollisiaceae. Gene Ontology annotation, molecular function: carbon-sulfur lyase activity. The record is from RefSeq and is a predicted model, not a curated record. Bases 101 to 688 code for a protein of 195 amino acids.